Messenger RNA from Angiostrongylus costaricensis, 822 nucleotides. The record is from the annotation of a GenBank genome assembly. NCBI's taxonomy places the organism in Eukaryota, Metazoa, Nematoda, Chromadorea, Rhabditida, Metastrongylidae.
CUCGAUAUAUCGGCAGGCCGCUGCGAGUCAUUGUUGAAUCCGUACACAUUAUUCAUCAUGAUAUCAACGGCUUUUUUGUGGUGUCUAUCCGCUAUGACAACGAUGUCGCCGGCAUACUUGUCGCCGUCUACCACAUGCCGCAAUAACUGCACGUUCUUCACUGUUCAAGAGGAGUUUAAAGUGAAUCGUACACUUAUCGAUCCCUCUGAAUUGGCUUCGUCGAUGUAUUUCCUGGGAAAUCUGGUUUUUGGACAAAUGUAUUGCAUGGCAGCUGAUCGGAUUGGACGACGUCCCGUAUUGGUGUGGAGCCUUAUCGUUUCCGGUUUGGCCGGUGUUGGAGCCGCUAUAUCUCCGAAUCUCUUUCUGAUGCUCUCUGGAAGAUUCAUUCAGGGAUCAUUUUUCAGUUCAAUCACGAUGAUCAACUGGGUCCUCUGCUGUGAAUCGAUUGCCUUCAAAGGACAUUCCUAUACUUCAGUCCUCUAUGUUUGGAUUUUAGGUUACUGCAUAGUUACUCCUAUCGCAGCAUGUUUCCCGUCGUGGCGUUCAGUACAACUCAUCACGUCCCUACCCACUUUGUUUUUUGGCGUUGUAAUACUUCUUCCUGAAAGCUUCGGAUUUUUGGUGACUAAAAAGAAAGCGGUGGAAGCCGAAAAGUGGAUGCAACGCGCGCAACAUUGGAGUGGGCGGAAUAUCGAAUUUGACAUUUUAAACACGAUCAAGGUCGAAACUGCGAAAAUUCCCGAAGAGACGAAUCUUCUCGAAAGUCUUAGUGAGUAUCACGAUGUCGUGGUCGCUAUCAUUAACUUCUAUAAGCAGUCUUAG